This is a messenger RNA of Zerene cesonia (dogface butterfly), 901 nucleotides long. It is a transcript of the gene Bet3, whose product is annotated as trafficking protein particle complex subunit 3. The coding region runs from base 120 to 650 and encodes 176 amino acids. NCBI's taxonomy places the organism in Eukaryota, Metazoa, Arthropoda, Insecta, Lepidoptera, Pieridae. The record is from RefSeq and is a predicted model, not a curated record. The transcript is spliced from 4 exons. Gene Ontology annotation, cellular component: cis-Golgi network membrane; TRAPP complex; cytosol. Gene Ontology annotation, biological process: endoplasmic reticulum to Golgi vesicle-mediated transport; intra-Golgi vesicle-mediated transport.
GUCGUUGUCAUUUUUUUGUAUCACCUUAGUUGAUAAUUGUGGGAGUCAGUGUUUCAGCAAUAACAUCAAAAAUUAUUACUGAUAACUUACUCAGUGGAAAAAAUAAGUCACAUUUCAACAUGUCUCGGCAAACUUCUAGACUUGAUGCAAAAAAAGUUAAUUCAGAGUUAUUAACACUAACAUACGGUGCUCUAGUUUCACAAAUGUUGAAAGAAAUCGAUAAUACAGAUGAUGUUAAUAAACAACUAGAGAGAAUCGGUUAUAAUAUGGGCGUGCGAUUGAUUGAAGACUUUCUAGCACGUACAGGUUCCAAUCGAUGCAUGGAGAUGAGGGAAACGGCAGAUAAAAUACAGCAAGCAUUUAGACUGUACCUGAACAUGCAACCAACAGUAACAAGCUGGAGUAGUGCAGGGGAUGAGUUUUCCCUUGUCUGGGACCAGUGUCCACUCAGUGAGUGGGUGGAGAUGCCCAAUAAUGGAUUGAAGUACUGUGGCCUCAUACCAGGGGCUAUUAGGGGUGCGUUGCAGAUGGUGCAGCUUGAUGUGCAAUGUUGGUUCAUACAGGACCAAUUAAAAGGUGAUGCAGUAACUGAGUUAAGAGUGAAGUAUAUAAAGAGAUUGGAAGAUGCUGUACCUGCUGGAGAAGAUUAAGGAAUAUUUAUUUGUUGAAAUUGGAUGUCUUCUUAUGUGGAAUUACAUAGUAUAUCUUAUGUAAAGGCUAGUUCACAUUUGAUGUGUAUAAUGAUAACUUUGUUUUCUAUGGUAAUUUUUUUUAGUAAACUAUUGAUAUUAUAUAAAAUGAUCGUUAGGAAAUUGGAAAUUGGUUUAUACAGGUACUAUUUUUCCACAUGCAGCUUUGCUGGUAUGGUCAAGAAGUUCUCCUUUGCAAUGUGAAAGAAAAG